AUGUCAAGGUUGUUUGAACUUCACGUAAGUAAAAUAUGCUCAUCUCUUCAUUCGGAAGACAAAAAAAAACGUCUAAAAGCUUUGGAAAAACUUGAUAAUAUCGUCACAAAUAAUGAAAAUAAUUGGAAUGAAUGUGAAUUAUCAGAAAUAUGGAAAAUAAUAAAUAAAUAUAUAACAAAAAACGUAUCAGAUGAAUCAGAAUUAUGUAGAAAUUUAUCGAUUGAUAUAAUAAAAAAAUUUCUUGAAGUACUACCAGUUGAUGAAAAAAAUAUAAUUUAUCUUGUACCAGUUCUCAAACGUAGACUUGGAUCUCAAGAAAUUCUUGAAGAAUCCGAAGAAGUUCGAUUAAAUUGUGUUAUUUUAAUAAAAUUAAUAAUACGUAUUUAUAAAAAAUAUUUGUCUAUUUAUCACAAUGAUUUUAUAACAAUACUUUCAAGAACAGUUAUCGAUAGUUACCCAAAAAUCAAGAAAGAAAGUUGUGAGAGUAUUUCCCAGCUUGCUGAAAAUAUACCGCUGAAAUUUUAUUAUAAGAGUAAUUAUGUCAUCAAGCCAAUAUUAACAAAUUUCACUCAUCAACAUUAUCGUGUACGUGUUGCAAGUGUCAAUGCGAUAGGUCAAGUUAUGCUGUAUGGUAACAGUAAAAAUAUGAAUGAAGUAUCAACACCAAUGGCUGAAAGACUAUUUGAUCAAAGUGGAGCAGUUAGAUUAGCUGUAAUUCAGGUUGCUGGAAUGUGGCUUAUCAAACUGCAUGAUCGUUAUAGCUGGUGGAACAAAUUAAUACCCAUUAUUUUGACUGGACUUCAUGACGACAUAUCAGAAAUACGUGAAAAAGCUGAAAAACUUUGGAGCGCUGCUGGUCAUCAUUAUCUUGAAGAAAAUUAUAAUGAUGAUAAAAUAAAAAAUAAAAUGGAUUUUUUGACCUUAGAUCCAAAACAUUAUCCUCCAAGUAUAAAAAGACCAAACUUGGGAUGCAGAGUAAUUGUUCAGCGAAAUAUUAGUCACCUUGUUGGUGGAAUAGCCAAAGAUUUGAACGACUGGUUGCCUGAUAUUCGUGUCAGAUCAGCACAACUUUUGGCUGUUUUGGUAUUAAACGCUGAGGAAGACAUUACCCAACAUAUACAUAAAUUAUUGCCAGCAAUGUAUCGUGCCUGUAACGAUGAAGACAAAAGAGUUAUUGUUAAUGUUGUGAUUGCUGCCGAAUAUAUCGGUCAUUUUGUACUGCCUGAGACAUAUUGUAAACUUGUAUUACCAACUCUUAACGAGGGUAAUAUUAGCAGUGGACAUCUGUCAGUAUUUUCAGCAAUUAUAAGGGGAAGUAAAAAAGAGCAGUUAACUAAUAAAUUAAAAGAUAUUGGUAGAUUUUUACAGGAACACAAUAUUUGUCGCAGUAAAAAAUUCGUUUAUCAACAGGAAUUAUUAAAAUCUUGUGAUGCAAUUCUUUCAGUUUGUCAGGAGAAUUCUUCUGUAAUAGCGGAAGAACUUUUUGAAAUAAUUUUUACAGUCUGGUCGAUGGCACAACAACAAAAAAUUGAAAAUUACUCAAAAAAAUUAUUAAAUGAUUUAUCGUUAAUGACGAAUAAUAAAAAUAUCGAAGAUUUAUUUGAAAAUCAUAUUCGUUCAAUUUUGAAUAUGGUAAAAAAUUCAUCGUCAACUUUGACAGUAUUUAGUCCUGAAUUUUAUAUUUUCAAUAAUUGUUUGAAAAAUACUAAAAUUGCAACAUCUAAAAAUAUUGAUCUUGUUAUGCCAAUAUUAAAAAUAACAAUGGACAAGGAUUCAUUGGAUUAUGAGUUACGAUUAAAAAUGCUAAUUUUACUUUCUGAAUAUUUUCAACAACGCAGUAAGAGUCUAAAUAAUAUUGAAAAGUUAAAUUCAUUUUUUGGUGAUUUUUUAGAUAAUAUAUUGAUACCAAAUUUAAUUUGGAAAGCUGGAAGAUCAGCUGAAUCUGUUCGGACAUCAGCAAUGAGCUGUUUAUGUGCUCUACUUGAUAAUGAAGAUAAUGCAAAUAACCAUCCAAUUUUUUUUAAUGCUGAUAAAUUUGUUAAAUAUUUUAAAAAAUUAAAACCAAUUAUUAUGUCUUUAACCAGUGAUAAUUCUAAGAAAACCAGACUAUUUUCUCUGAAAGGAAUUUAUAUCUUAUUAAAAUAUGCUAUGAAGCUGGUAUGUGUCAGUGACGAAGAUGUUAUUGAAAUAUACCCCGGAAUUCUCAAAAGACUCGAUGAUGGAUGUGAUGAUGUUAGAUUUGUUGCUAUUGAAGUACUUGUUUUUGUUUUUCAAGCAUUGUCUUGUAAUUAUGAUCUUGAUUUUGGAAGAAGUCACAUUGAUUACUUAUACACAUCUACAGUCAUUCAUUUAGAUGAUCCAGAAGAAAAAUUUCAAAAUAUUAUGCUGGAUGCAAUUAUUCAACUGGCUAAGAUUCAUCCAAAAUUGCUUUAUGAUAAAAUCGAAAAGUGUAAAAUAAAUUUUAGAAACCAGCAAGCACUAGAAAAAAUUCAAAAAGAGUGCCAGGGAAUUUUAUGUUUUGAAAAAGUAACUUUAAAAUAGAAACACUCUAAACUCCAAAAAUAUCUUUAUGCUUUGUAGAGAUUUCAUUUUAAUUAUUAUAAUUGGUACCAGUUUUUUUUUUUUUUUGUUCUCAAUUACAAAGGUAAAGUUUGAGAUAAAAUCAAAUUAUUUACAAAAUAUAAGUUAUUCAAUUUUCAAAUGGAAUUUUUUUUUUUUUUAAAUUAAACUCAUAUUAGCAAGGUAUUCUGUUGUCUUUUCCCCAUUUUUUCAUGACCCGAAUGAUUUGGUCAACUUGAGAAUUCAA
Messenger RNA from Aphidius gifuensis, 2806 nucleotides. It is a transcript of the gene Dnaaf5, whose product is annotated as dynein axonemal assembly factor 5. The transcript has 5 exons. NCBI's taxonomy places the organism in Eukaryota, Metazoa, Arthropoda, Insecta, Hymenoptera, Braconidae. The record is from RefSeq and is a predicted model, not a curated record. Gene Ontology annotation, cellular component: cytoplasm. Gene Ontology annotation, biological process: inner dynein arm assembly; cilium movement; outer dynein arm assembly. The coding region runs from base 1 to 2541 and encodes 846 amino acids. Gene Ontology annotation, molecular function: dynein intermediate chain binding.